AUGUCAAACUUGAACGACACCUCUGUGCACCCUACUGGCGUGCAAGGAGCUUAUGCCGGGGUCCAAAAUCCCUCGUCCAGCUCCGUCCCGAAAGAAUCAGAUAAAUAUGCCGACGAAGGUACCUUAUCUGGUCAUGCCCCAUCUAGUGAAGAUCCAAAGAGAGACGUAGUGGAAGGUGCUCCUGGGGUUAUUGAGGGGACUGAAUUGGCGCCUUUGGGAGAGGAUAAAAUUGCUCCUGAUCCAUCCCUUAUCGACCAAGCUACCGCGCUGGCCAGACAAGCCGUCGAAGCCGUCACAGGUUCUAAGUAA
This is a messenger RNA of Tremella mesenterica DSM 1558, 309 nucleotides long. RefSeq lists its product as uncharacterized. The record is from RefSeq and is a predicted model, not a curated record. NCBI's taxonomy places the organism in Eukaryota, Fungi, Basidiomycota, Tremellomycetes, Tremellales, Tremellaceae. The coding region runs from base 1 to 309 and encodes 102 amino acids. The transcript has 4 exons.